Messenger RNA from Hippocampus comes (tiger tail seahorse), 1325 nucleotides. It is a transcript of the gene tnfaip8l2b, whose product is annotated as tumor necrosis factor, alpha-induced protein 8-like 2b. The record is from RefSeq and is a predicted model, not a curated record. Gene Ontology annotation, biological process: regulation of apoptotic process. The transcript has 3 exons. Gene Ontology annotation, cellular component: cytoplasm. NCBI's taxonomy places the organism in Eukaryota, Metazoa, Chordata, Actinopteri, Syngnathiformes, Syngnathidae. Bases 361 to 921 code for a protein of 186 amino acids.
UUACAACGUCAGCAGUCGGCGACUUGAUUGCGGGGACGCUACAACUUUUACAAGUCAAUCUAUGAGCAGCCAGUGAGAGAGAGAGAGAGAGAGAGAGAGAGACACACACACACACAUUCACACACACACUCACGCACUUUACACUCACACACUUGAGCACUGAGGGGUGUGUCGAAGCACGUUCAGUUCCUCAAGGAAGUACAAGUCGUCAGUAUCGCAAGGCGGAGUGCCGAGAAGCCAGCGGCGGCUGCUUUUGCAAACAUGAAGCGUUGAGGUCACGCCAGUCUCCUUGUUGUUGCCAUCCUCCACCGGAUCAACCACGACACGAGGGGGGUGGGACGCCAACUAACGCAGACAACCAUGGACCACUUCAGCUCCAGGGACACGGCCUUGAAGGUCCAGAAGAAGAUCCUGAGCAGCAUGGCGACCAAGACCUCCGUCCAGAUGUUCAUCGACGACACCACCAGCGAGAUUCUGGACGAGCUCUACCGCGUCUCCAAAGAAUACUCGGGCAACAAGACCGAGGCCCACAAGGUGGUCAAGGACCUAAUCAAGAUCGCCGUCAAGAUCGGCCUCCUGUUUCGCAACAACCGCUUCAGCACCGAGGAGCUGAUCUUGGCCCAGGACUUCAAAAAGAAGCUGCACCAGGGUGCGAUGACCGCUAUCAGUUUCUACGAGGUGGACUUCACCUUCGACAAGACAGUGAUGUCGGAGCUCCUGACGGGAUGCAGGGACCUCCUGCUGCGGCUGGUCAACAGCCACCUGACGCCAAAGUCCCACGGGCGCAUCAACCACGUGUUCAACCAUUACGCCGACCCCCAGCUGCUCACCCGGCUCUACCAGCCCGACGGGCCCUUCCGGAACAACCUGGAGCACAUCUGCAAGGGACUCAACAAGUUGCUGGAGGACGGGACAAUAUGACGGUGCCCCCACUUCCGAGCCCCAUUCCCUUGGGACCACACUGACACUCCACACUCGACACUGUCCUGCUGCUAAGAGAGCAAAUGUUCAGGAGGGAGGCCCCGCCAAACGCUCUACUUGGGAACAAAACUGCCGGGGAUAGAUUUUUUUUUUUCUUUCUUUCUUUUGUUGUGAGGCAUUGUCAUGACAACAGGUCAAAUCCGAACUAAAGGGGUUCACACUAUUUUAAAAUCAUGAAUACGCUGAUGUUUGAUGGAAAGAGGAAGAGGGAGUCUGCUGAUACAAUGCUGCCCUCUGGUGGCCAGGACGUUGUGGAAGCAUCCAGAAAUCAGAAAAAAUAAAACAGCCAAUUAUCAAAACGAUGACGAUAUCAGAAUAAAAUAAGGCCUGACUGUGGUGUCAAC